Diceros bicornis minor is the source of this 2432-nucleotide messenger RNA. It is a transcript of the gene TTC4, whose product is annotated as tetratricopeptide repeat domain 4. Gene Ontology annotation, molecular function: Hsp90 protein binding. The transcript is spliced from 10 exons. Bases 35 to 1201 code for a protein of 388 amino acids. The record is from RefSeq and is a predicted model, not a curated record. NCBI's taxonomy places the organism in Eukaryota, Metazoa, Chordata, Mammalia, Perissodactyla, Rhinocerotidae.
CUCCGGACCGUGGUGGGAGGGCCGAGGGGCUGCCAUGGAGCGGCCGGAGCCGGACGCCGCCGCCGACGAGGCCAUGGACUCGUUCCUGGAGAAGUUCCGGAGCCAGCCGUACCGCGGCGGCUUCCGCGAGGACCGGUGGGAGGAGGAAUUUGAAAAGAUCCCCCUGUUUAUGAAGGAAGCGCCGUCAGAAAUUGAUCCCAAGGAGAAUCCUGACCUGGCUUGCCUCCAGUCGAUUAUUUUUGAUGAAGAGCGGUCUCCGGAAGAACAGGCCAAGACCUAUAAAGAUGAGGGCAAUGAUUACUUUAAAGAAAAAGACUAUAAAAAAGCUGUGGUUUCAUACACUGAAGGAUUAAAGAAGAAAUGUGCAGACCAUGAUUUGAAUGCUGUUCUUUAUACCAACCGGGCAGCAGCACAAUACUAUCUGGGCAAUUUUCGUUCUGCUCUCAAUGAUGUGACGGCUGCCAGAAAGCUAAAACCCUGCCACCUCAAAGCAAUAGUAAGAGGUGCCUUAUGCCAUCUGGAACUGAAAAACUUUGCCGAGGCUGUGAACUGGUGCGAUGAGGGGCUGCAGAUAGAUGCCAAAGAGAAGAAGCUUCUGGAAAUGAGGGCUAAAGCAGACAAGCUGAAGCGAACUGAACAGAGGGAUAUAAGGAAAGCAAAAUUGAAAGAAAAGAAGGAGCAGAAUCAGAAUGAGGCUUUACUCCAGGCCAUCAAGGCUAGGAACGUCCGGCUAGUCUCUGAAGCUGCCGUUGAGGAUGAAGAUUCAGCCUCAGAAGGUCUCGGUGAGAUUUUCCUGGAUGGGCUCAGCUCUGAGAACCCCUACGGAGCCAAGCUGAGUGUGGAUGACCAGGGCAGAUUGAGCUGGCCUGUGCUCUUUCUGUACCCAGAAUACGCCCAGUCAGACUUCAUCUCUGCUUUUCACGAGGACUCCAGGUUUAUUGAUCAUCUAAUGGUGAUGUUUGGUGAAACACCCUGUUGGGACUUAGAGCAAAAAUACUGCCCUGAUAAUUUAGAGGUCUACUUUGAGGAUGAGGACAGGGCAGAGCUAUACCGGGUGCCUCCCAAGAGCACCCUGCUGCAGGUGCUGCAGCACCCCAGGUACUCUGUAAAAGCCCUGACACCAGCAUUUUUGGUCUGUGUAGGAUCCUCUCCUUUUUGUAGGAAUUAUCUCCGGGGGAGAAAGGUGCACCAGGUAAAGUGACCGAGCCAGGCUGGGAGCCAGGCCCCCUGGAUCUCCUAUCUCACCCUCCUCCACCUGGAAUCCAGUGUACUUGAAUCAACUGGACAUACUCCUAGAAUCCAAGACUUUAUUUCUGUCACCUUGGGGACGGUCCUUCCUUGCAUCGUGCUUGGGGAGGAGCUGCUGACCUCCCUGGACUGCAGCCUCUCUGGUCAGAGUGCUGGGCUCCAGCUGGUCUUCACCCUCCUCUGUUGAUACAAGACUCCGCACCUUGGUCAUGACAUCUGUGGACCCACUGUGAGCUGCGAUAACCACCAGCCUCCAUCUCUGACGGGACCAUCUGUUGCAGUUAACCACAGCGACUCACCCGAGGAACUCACUGGCCUGUGGACACUGACUCAGGAUCCAGUGACACGGUUCUGAACUUUGUGGAGUUAGAGGCCUUAGAGAAGCUACCCCUCAGACUGCACAUAUCCACAAACCACGCAUGUCAUUUUAAGGCACUAAAGAGAUUCCGGCCUCCAGUUAUUUCACGAGCAUAGAGGGGUGCUCUGUGGGGAUGCCGUAGAUGCCUCGGGGUGAGAUGGGGCCAGGAGAGCCGCGUCUUGUUUCUGCAGCUAUAAAGACCUACCCACUGGGGUCCUCCAGAACCCCUAAAACAUUUGCCAGUUUUCCUGACUUCUGCUGUAUGGAGAACUGUGACAGACUUGGACAGUGGACUCUGAGUUCCUCUCCAGUUUUCACAUUUUAGGAUUUUGUGCCUUUUAAACUGGAAAAUCUUUUUGCAUGUUGAGUCACUGUCCUAGGUUGUAUUUUUGCGUGCAGCUGUUUGCUUCCUCCUUCCUGGAGGAUUUUAUACAUCCUUACCUGUAGCCGUGUGACUUCUUACAGUGCCACCCCAUCCCCUAGGGAGGAGUGUACUUCCCUGCUCCCCACGCACAGGCUGUGAGUGGACACGUCCAGACAAGCUCAAGGAGCCGCUGCGUGGCAGGCUCUUGCUCUUUCCCCUCUGCCAUGAGAAUGUAUUUCCCAGAGAGGGGCUGUCCCCUCAGCCCGUGCGCCAGAAUGUAAGACCCGUGGAGCAGAGCUGAAGCAGCUGGCCCGCAGCCACUGAUGGUAACAAGAGUGAGAAGUGAAUGUCUGUUGUAGUAAUAAGCACUGAGAUUUGGGGGUUGUUACUAUAGCAAAGCUAACUAAUACAUCAUUAAACUGAAACCAGCUGCCCUUAAGACAGACUGAUUUGGGGUUUUGU